CCGGCCGCACCCGCGCCCUCCACUCUUCUCUCGAACAAUACUUCCAUGGAGUCCGGGAUCGAAGCAGGAGUGCUUCCCACAGUCACGGGUUCCCUUGCUUCGGCUAGGGAUUCGCUGGGCUCGCUGUCCCGUGCCGCGGAGCCGCUUUAUGACACGGAUCACACGGACCUCGGUUCGGAAUUGGACGAGGCGGAGAUCCGAAGGGAGUUGAUGCAUGACAAAUGGCGACUUUUGUUUGACCGAUUCGACCCGGAAGGUUUCGGUGAGAUUCCGUGGCCUGAUUUCUUGCAAACUCUUCAACAUCCAGAUUUCGUAGCUCAGGUGCCUGGUCAUAAGCGAGAAAUACUAUUAGACAAAGCCCGUAGUGCGACAAGCAACGCCAUCACCUUUCAAGAGUUUAUAAAUGUGGUGAGUUAG
Messenger RNA from Manduca sexta (tobacco hornworm), 417 nucleotides. RefSeq names its product rhomboid-related protein 3-like. Bases 46 to 417 code for a protein of 123 amino acids. The record is from RefSeq and is a predicted model, not a curated record. The transcript is spliced from 4 exons. Lineage: Eukaryota; Metazoa; Arthropoda; Insecta; Lepidoptera; Sphingidae.